ACCAGAUCUUCAAAAAAAAAUUUAGUUACUUCUGAAAAGUCUAACCAUUGAGAGGUAUAUACAAAAAUUACAAUACAGUAAGGAAAUUCAUAAUGUCAUUUGUUCCUAGAAUAAAGAGUCCCAUCAAAAUAAGGUUGGCCCGUUUUGGAAGGAAACACCAACCUCUUUAUAAUAUAGUAGUGGCCAAUAAAAAAUCCGCUCGUGAUUCAUUACCUAUAGAAGUUUUAGGAACCUACAAUCCAAUUCCUGUGCCUUUAACUCCUGAAGAAAAGGCAGCAAAUGUCAAACCAUUCAAGCAUAUAGAAUUGGACUUUAAUCGUUCAAAGUACUGGCUAGGUGUUGGAGCCGAUGUUUCUGACCGAGUAUCAUUUUUGUUCAAGAGAGCAGGUUUACUUCCAGAAGACUGGCCAAGUCCAACUAAAUUAACUCAACAUAUUAAGAAGCCUGUUGUUGCUGAAGCAAAGAAAAAGAUCGAAGAAGCAAGAGAAUUUGUCAGAGAAAGGUGAAUUAUUUCUAUACAUAAGUUUAUUCAAAAUUAUUUACCAUUCGUUUUAG
Scheffersomyces amazonensis is the source of this 555-nucleotide messenger RNA. RefSeq names its product mitochondrial 37S ribosomal protein bS16m. The transcript has a single exon. Gene Ontology annotation, biological process: mitochondrial translation. Gene Ontology annotation, molecular function: structural constituent of ribosome. Gene Ontology annotation, cellular component: mitochondrial small ribosomal subunit; ribosome. NCBI's taxonomy places the organism in Eukaryota, Fungi, Ascomycota, Pichiomycetes, Serinales, Debaryomycetaceae. Bases 93 to 506 code for a protein of 137 amino acids. The record is from RefSeq and is a predicted model, not a curated record.